Molecule: messenger RNA, 2190 nt
Organism: Eublepharis macularius
Lineage: Eukaryota; Metazoa; Chordata; Lepidosauria; Squamata; Eublepharidae
Product: allantoinase, mitochondrial-like
Exons: 12
Coding region: 182-1618 (478 amino acids)
Biological process (GO): purine nucleobase catabolic process; allantoin catabolic process
Cellular component (GO): cytoplasm
Molecular function (GO): cobalt ion binding; allantoinase activity; zinc ion binding
Source: RefSeq, a predicted model, not a curated record
CACUCAUUUUGUACCCUGCCUUACAGCCUAGAUCAGAUCCUGAGCAAUCCACUGGGCAGUUCAGAAGUUUUCUUUUCCUCUAACCCCUCAUGUAAAGGUGCACAAGAAAGCAAGAGAGAACUAUACCACUGACAAACAAGGAGCAAUACCUGAGAGAUUUGUUCCUCAUCUCUAACCUAAUAUGUCUAAGAGAAGCAGCAUCACACCAACUGGGUCAGCCAAAGUGGAUGUGGGGUCAGAGGUUGUGGCUGUGAGAAGUGACAAGGUGGUGUUGGAUGGUACCAUUGGUCCAGCAGAGAUUGUCAUCUCUAAUGGCAAAAUAGUUGAUGUUCUGCCAAAGAGAAGUUGGGUCCGACCCAGUGGAGAGAAGGUGCUAGAUGUUGGAAACCUUGUGGUCAUGCCUGGGAUUAUAGACCCUCACGUGCACAUAUGUGAACCUGGAUACCCAGCUUGUGAAGGAUUUAAGUCAGUGACUAAGGCUGCAGCUGCAGGAGGCAUCACCACCAUUGUUGACAUGCCAUUGUAUAGCUGUCCUCCAACCACAACUCUGGCUGGCUUGGAUAGCAAGCUACAGUCUGCCAAAGGGAAGUGCCAUAUUGAUGUUGCUUUUUGGGGUGGCAUCAUUCCUGGAAAUCAGGCUGAGCUCCUGCCAAUGCUGAAGGCUGGUGUCCCUGGAUUCCAGUGCUUCUUGAUGGCCACUGGUGUGGAGGAUUUUUCCCAUGUCUGUCUGCAGGACUUGCACAUGGCAAUGAAUGAACUGCAGGACACAGACUGUGUACUCCUGUUUCAUGCUGAACAGGAGCCAAACCAUUGGAUGCCCGUACUAGAUGAUACUGUAGAGUACAGCACAUUUUUGGACUCAUGCCCUGAUUCUAUGGAAGUGGAAGCCACCCUCACCAUUGCUGAACUCUGUCUCCAGUACAAAGUGCCAUGCCACAUCAUUCACCUGUCCUCUGCUCAAGCUUUGCCCAUUAUCAAGGAUGCUCGAAAAAAGGGAGCACCAAUCACUGUAGAAACCACCCACCACUACCUUAGCCUGUCAUCUGAAUGCAUUCCCCCAGGAGCCACAUACUACAAAUGCUGCCCUCCUAUUAGGGGGAAGAGUAACCAGGAAAAGCUGUGGGCAGCUUUGCAGGAUGGGGAAAUAGACAUGGUUGUCUCAGCCCACACUCCAUGUUCCGCAGAGAUGAAAGAUUUGAACAAUGGAGAUUUUCUCAAGGCCGAAGCAGGCAUUGCCUCAUUACAAUUUGGUCUUCCUCUCUUCUGGACGUCUGCAAAACCCAGAGGGUUCUCCUUACAUGACCUAGUGCAACUGAUGUGCAAAAAUCCUGCUGUUCUGAGCAGACUGGAAGAUCGCAAAGGGUCCUUGGGCCCGGGGAUGGAUGCCGAUUUAGUAAUCUGGAAUCCAGACAAGGAGUUUGAGGUGAAUAAAGAUCUAAUUCAUCACAAACAAAAGCUGACUCCGUACUUGGGCUUCCAGCUUUGUGGUGAGGUCUUUGCAACUCUUGUCCGUGGCAGGCUGGCUUACCUGAAUGGGAAAUUUGCAUCCAAACCACAAGGAGACCUACUUGUAACUCAAAGAAAAAUGCCAAUGAGAGUCCCUUCACCUUAUUACUAGUGGAAGGAAAAGAGAAACCUACAAAGCACUGGCCAAACAAAGUACCCUGAGGACCAGAAGGAUGAGGAAUGCAAAGAAGCCAUCCCGCAAUCUGUAACGAGGACAGCUCACAAUGAGGGCAGCUGCAGAUGAUGCAGCUAUUUCCACAGCAGGUGAAUAAAUAAAUGAAUCUACAACUUCAGCUGAUAGGUCAAGGAUAUGUGAGAAAAAGAACAGAAAAAGAGACAUUCUUGAGUCAACAUCUGGUCAAAACCUCAUCCUUCCUUGCUUUCCUGUAAGAUAAAUAAAGGCAAUCCAGACCAGUGGGAAACUCUGCCCUGAAAGAUCUGGAAUAUUUUUCUGUUGUUGCUGCUUAAUCUCAAAGCAUUUAUUUUGUUAUUAUCAAGUCCACUGAACCCCAGUGCUUUCAGUGAGUGGGACAGUAAUCAGCCACAUGUGUACAAUCACUUAUCAAUAAAAGUUAUCCUUUCUUUAUGAUCAUUUGAAAGUAGAUGGUGCAGAAGCUUAUGAUGCAACAUGUCUAUCCAUGUUAAGCUAAUAGGAUUUAAUUAAAAAGGGAUGUCUGGUUAAUA